Messenger RNA from Drosophila bipectinata, 957 nucleotides. RefSeq lists its product as uncharacterized. The record is from RefSeq and is a predicted model, not a curated record. NCBI's taxonomy places the organism in Eukaryota, Metazoa, Arthropoda, Insecta, Diptera, Drosophilidae.
AUGCCUACAACUCCAACUCCCACAACUUCAACUCCUACAACUACACCUUCUACAACUACACCUUCUACAACUACACCUUCUACAACUACAACUCCUACAACCACAACUCCUCCAUAUCUGAAUGAUACGACAGAUAUAAUUAGAGACAAUAUUGUUAGCUACACCUACGAUAUGAAAAAGCAAGCCAAUAUUAUGCAUUUGAGUCGAUUUGCUGCCAAUCAUAGUUUUUAUCGGCUAACAAACCAUUCCCUGGAGGAACAUUUCAGUUGCGGCUAUAAAACAAUUUCCAAGAACUCACAAGGAAGAUAUGAAAAGAAUAGUAUCAACAAAGAAAUUGAGAUUCCCAUAACAAAUGGAGCUGCACUACCCUCCAAUACUGAGGCGAUAAUUACAAGUUGUAGAACCUCAAAGGGCAAAGUGCUUCAAAUAGAUCCACAGACCUUUGUAAAUUUGAAAAAUCAAACUAAACGGCAGACCUCUAAAAAAAAACGACCUAAUGUUUUGAUGAUCGGUUUCAAUGGAAUGACCCAGACAAUGUUUUCAUCUGCUUUUAAGGAAAUUAAUUUGGAACGCUGGUUUAAACUUCAAAAGUUCAGAAGAAUUGGCGAAAACUAUACCUAUAAUUUGAUGGCAUUAGCCUCGGGAUAUAGUCCCAGUGCCAUUACCAAUUUAGAGUCCACGGCCUCUGUACCUUUUAUUUGGAAACAAUACGCAAGCCAGGGUUAUGUAACGGCCUUAGGAGAGGACAUUUCCUUCAUCAGAGACUUGUCUUUGGAUUUUAAAGAACAACCCGUGGACUACUACCUCAGGCCCUUCUUGCAAGGAAUUGCCGACAGUGUGGAGCUACGGCAUAACACUCCGGGUAUAGAGAAAUCACUAACAUCAGACUAUGUCUUGGACUAUGGUGAGAAGCUCUUAAAGAUGCCCGACACCGGCUAUCAGUAUCAGCUCAGAUGA